Molecule: messenger RNA, 1767 nt
Organism: Moneuplotes crassus
Lineage: Eukaryota; Ciliophora; Spirotrichea; Euplotida; Euplotidae
Source: the annotation of a GenBank genome assembly
AUGGCCAACUUGCAUCCGUCGAAGUAGCCUGGUGAUAACAUGUAGAGUGUCCAGUCCGACCCCCGAGACUCCUCCACCAGACACAUAUUUGAAGCUGUCGAACAUCCAGAGACUGAUACAGUACGACAAAGAGAAGGCAAUUGGACAAAUUGACAACCAGCUAAAGCAAGAAAAGGGAAUGGGAGAACUUAUGAGAGAUCUUCACAACAGAGAUAAAGCCAAGCUCAGGCGCAGACUCGAUGAAGAAAAAAUCAAACAAAACUACUCAGGAGUCCAAAUGGAACAGACUCUCAAGCACAGAAGAACCAUUGGAGACAAUGAAGAAGACCUCAUGGACAGAGUCAGAAACUUCAAACAGAAUGAAUAUGAAAAACUGCUAGAAGUUGAGGAUGAACGCAAAUAAACUCGUCGGCAAACUCAAAGGUUCUGACUACAAUGUUGACCAGCUGGCCAAGAGAGAUAGAGGUCUCAGAGAGAACAGAAAGGAACAGGUUGACCGAAUUCUGUAUGACCAAGAUGCCAUUGAGCGAGAGCGGCAGCUAAUGAUGAACAAAGUGAGCAACUAUGAUCCUAAGCAUGACCCCAGUUUACAUCCUCGCAAAGAAGUAGCUCCUAACUUGUUGAGUGGAUACAAGUCUAUGCCAGAGAUAGCACCUUUGAACCUGAAAGAGCAAGGCAGAGAGUUUUUGAAGCUUGAGCAAGCCAACAAGGCAGACCACUUUAAGCUAGUAGACAAGCCUCGUUCGAAGAGAGAGGUACCCCCAUUAAUACAGAUGCCUCAGAAGCAGAGCAUGGCCCCAAUACAUAGCCAUCGAGCACACAGAAUGCCAAGCACAAGUCCUGCUUUACCUCCUCCUCUACCUCCACAAGGUUUCGGCUUUCCAGGAUCUCAUCCUCACCCAUUGGUUGGUCACCCAUUUGGUAUGCCAGGCAUGCCAGGUAUGCCAGGUAUGGCUGCUCCCUUUGGACCAUACCCUCAUCCUCCAAACACGAUUCCACCUCAGUUCAGGACAAUGAUAGACCAAGCCAAACUAGAGAAUGACAGACUUACUCAAGAACUUGAUAACCUCAAAUCUGGCUCAGGAGGCUUAGACAACGGAGGAUUUGGAAAUAUAGCUCAACGUGCAGAAGAAGAUAUAGAAAAGCUUAAGAAAACCCUACUUCCUAACGGUCUUGGUGGUGGAGGAACCAAUGGCGAUCCCUUCCCUGAAGAUUUCGUAUUCAGACAGAAUGAUUUCAGGUCAGAAGACCUUGAAGUUGAGGAACGAGCUCUCCUCAACCUUAAUCUUCAGGAAUAUGAUAAUCUUAGAGUCCUUUCUAAACUUCCAGCCAAUUCAGAGCUAUACCGUUAUAAGAUGGACCAAUUUAAAGAAGCAAGCACUAUUAGAGGAGAAAUUGAGAAGGUACUCCAUGAACAGCGUCUCGAAAAGAUCCGAAGAGACUUUGAAAAGGCUAAAUAUGAAGAUGAACGAAAGUACAACCAUGAAAGAUGGCUUGAAGAACAGAAGAGAGAAAUAUUAGCAGCUAAACUUAGGACAAAUAAUGAUGCUACCGCAAGAUUGAAUAGAAACCAAUCUCUUCCUGAUCUCAGAAAGGCAAAAGGACAAAUAUUAACUGCUUACGAUGCUCCUCAAUCCUCAAGAUACCAACCUCAGUCUUCCUACAGCCGUCAAAGUACAGCUCGGAAUAGGAAUGAUUAUCCAAACAUCCCACCUGUAUUAAGCCAGAGACAGAGAUACUAAUUUUAUCUGAAGGAGUUUCAAUUUA